Messenger RNA from Cuscuta campestris, 2098 nucleotides. Lineage: Eukaryota; Viridiplantae; Streptophyta; Magnoliopsida; Solanales; Convolvulaceae. The record is from the annotation of a GenBank genome assembly.
AUUAUUUGUCUGUUCCACCUCACGGGAGACUUUCGUGGAGCCUGAAGAGCCAUCCGAAGUCCGAACCAAUUAACAGACCAAACUACAAGCAAUGUGUAUCGUGGAGUCUGAAGAGCCACCCGAACGGGUUGCUGUGUUUCUUCUACCUUCUCGUAUUUGAGCUCCCGUCGAUCAUCGUGGAGUCAUAACCAGAAAUGAUUCCCCAAGCUGCCAUGGCGAUGUCGCCAUCUUAUGCUUCCGCCUGGACAACGCCACUUCUCAGUUUCAAUGCCGUAUCAAUUUCAGGAAUGUUUCUGAAGCGACCAUCUUCGAUUCUGAUGCAAUUGGGGAGCUGUUGCCGGAGUACGAAAUUUCAGAGCAGAAUAUUUAGUUCUGCUUCUUCUGGUAGCAUUCCGGUGCUGGGCAGUGCGUUCCGGGUCGAAGCUAAGGCUGGUGGGAGAAAUGGGAGCGAUUUGGAAAGUAAUGGAAUUGCGGGUUCUCCACCUCUAAUCCAUAAAUGGCAUGAUGAGAAGAGGCCUAGGGUUUGCAUACUUGGUGGUGGAUUCGGAGGACUUUACACGGCACUGAGACUGGAAUCACUUGUUUGGAGGGAUGACAAAAGGCCCCAGAUUAUCCUCGUUGAUCAAUGUGAACGUUUUGUUUUCAAGCCCAUGCUAUAUGAGCUUCUUUCUGGGGAAGUGGACAUGUGGGAAAUCGCACCAUUAUUCUCUGAAUUGCUUGCAAACACAAACGUGCAGUUCUUUAGAGACAGGGUCAAAUGCCUAUAUCCACGUGACCAUUUACUUAAAAAUAUGCCUACAACAUCUGGCCCUGGAGGAAUUGUUCAUCUUGAAAGUGGCAUUGCUAUUGAAUAUGAUUGGUUGGUUCUUGCGCUAGGAGCUGAAGCCAAACUUGAUGUUACACCAGGAGCUUCCAAAUAUGCAUUGCCAUUUUAUACCCUAAAGGAUGCUCUUAAGGUUGAUGAAAAGCUACGAGAUCUUGAGCGUAAGAACUUUUGCAAGGAUUCUCCUAUACGCGUGACAGUGGUAGGAUGCGGUUAUGGUGGAGUUGAAUUAGCUGCUACUAUAUCUGAAAGAUUGGGAGAUAGGGGAGUUGUACAAGCCAUUAAUGCAGAAGAGACAAUAUUGCCGAAUGCUCCAGAGGGAAAUAGGGAGACUGCAUUAAGGGUUCUCUCAUCCCAGAAGGUUCAACUAUUACUUGGUUACGUUGUCAGUUGCAUAAGAAAAGAGGUCAAGGGUGAAAUAGAUUAUGAUGAUCCUGCAAAUAUUUUAUCUGUUCAUAAUGCUGCAACAGCUCAUUGUCCUGAAAGGAUAAUCCUGGAGUUACAGCCCUCUGGAAGAGAUUCGCAGGGUCAAAUUGUGGAAUCAGAUCUAGUUUUAUGGACUGUUGGGUCAAAGCCUCUACUUCCGGAGUUAGAUCUUGACGAUAAUUCAUAUGAACUUCCUCGCAAUGCUCGAGGACAUGCAGAAACAGAUGAAACUCUCCGAGUUAAGGGUCACCCACGCACAUUUGCAGUCGGUGAUGCUUCUGCAUUGAGAGACAAUAAUGGAAAAUUUCUUCCAGCCACUGCACAGGUUGCUCUCCAGCAAUCCGAUUUUGCAGGUUGGAACUUGUGGGCUGCUAUCAAUGGCCGGGCAUUGUUGCCAUUUAGGUUUCAAAAUUUGGGCGAAAUGAUGACUCUUGGCAAGUAUGAUGGUGCUGUUUCCCCGAGCUUCGUAAAUGGGGUUACCUUGGAUGGUCUUGUAGCUCACACUGCGAGAAAAAUAGCAUACUUGAUCAGAUUGCCAACGAAUGAGCACCGUGCAAAAGUUGGGUUCAGUUGGCUAGCUAAAUCAACUCUGGAUUCGUUGCAGAACAUGCUUAGCAAAGGGCUUUCAUGAAAUUAGAUUUAUACUAUGGGGGACAAAUUUUGUCUCUUUUAUGGUAUAACGGGCACAUGAUGGGACUCACUGCCUUUUGUUUGAUCAAAUAUACAGAACAAAAUAUUUAAUGGGGAAAUACAUCAAUUCAUAUACUCCGUACCUUAUUAUUGUAAAUAAUGUAUAUUUUUAUUAUUUCGCUUUUGUUUUUGUAUGAUUGACAAGAAUGAUGGAUUGGG